CCCCUUUCCUGUUGGCUUGGACCGAUGAAGUGCAUCGUUGGAGACCGGGGAAACUGAGGUGGUGGCUGGCACUUGGUCCACCAGAGACCUCUCAAUCGCCCCUAUGGCGCUGCCUGGAGCCGAGGGCACGGCAGACGUUCCACUGUCCCCAACCCGUGGAGACUCGGGGUGCUCCUCAGCCGGGAUGUGGACCGCGCUUUAUGACUACGAUGCGCGCGGCGAGGACGAGCUGAGCCUGAGACGCGGCCAGCUGGUGGAGGUGCUGUCCCAGGACGCCGCGGUGUCAGGCGACGAGGGCUGGUGGGCCGGCCAAGUGCAGAGGCGCCUGGGCAUCUUUCCCGCCAGCUACGUGGCGCCUUGUGGCCAGGUGCCGCCGUCUGCGCCGCCCAAGCCGCGUCCCUGCUCACCAUUGCACGUGGACUUCGAGCGCCUGGAGCUCAAGGAGCUGAUCGGUGCUGGAGGCUUCGGCCAGGUGUACCGCGCCACUUGGCAGGGCCAGGAGGUGGCGGUGAAAGAGGCACGUCGGGACUCUGAGCAGGACGCGGCGGCAGCGGCAGAGAGUGUACGGCGAGAGGCGCGGCUCUUCGCCAUGCUGCAGCACCCCAACAUCAUCCAGCUGCGGGGCGUAUGCCUACGGCAGCCGCACCUCUGCCUGGUGCUGGAGUUCGCGCGCGGCGGGGCACUCAACCGCGCGCUGGCAGCCUCCGCACCCGAUCCCCGAGCGCCAGGCCCGCGCCGCGCACGCCGUAUACCCCCGCACGUGCUCGUCAAUUGGGCGGUGCAGAUCGCCCGUGGCAUGCUCUACCUGCACGAAGAGGCUGUGGUGCCUAUUCUGCACCGCGACCUCAAGUCCAGCAACAUUUUGCUGCUGGAGAAGAUAGAACAUGAUGACAUUUGCAACAAGACACUGAAGAUCACGGACUUUGGGCUGGCAAGGGAGUGGCACAGAACUACCAGGAUGAGUGCAGCAGGGACCUAUGCCUGGAUGGCUCCUGAGGUCAUCAGGUCCUCCCUGUUCUCCAAGGGCAGCGACAUCUGGAGCUAUGGGGUGCUGCUGUGGGAGCUGCUCACGGGCGAGGUCCCUUACCGUGGCAUCGAUGGACUGGCUGUGGCAUAUGGGGUGGCCGUCAACAAGCUCACACUGCCCAUUCCGUCCACCUGCCCUGAGCCAUUUGCAAAGCUCAUGAAAGAAUGCUGGGAACAAGACCCUCACAUCCGCCCUUCGUUUGCCUUAAUUCUUCAACAGCUGACUGCGAUUGAAGGGGUGGUGGCCACUGAGAUGCCCCAGGAAUCCUUCCAUUCUAUGCAGGAAGACUGGAAACUGGAGAUUCAGCAAAUGUUCAAUGAGCUUCGAACCAAGGAGAAGGAGCUGCGGUCCCGGGAGGAGGAGCUGAGUCGAGCUGCCCUGCAACAGAAAUCUCAGGAACUGCUGCUCAGACGCCGGGAGCAGCAGCUGGCAGAGCGCGAGAUUGACGUGCUGGAGCGGGAACUGAAUGUCCUCAUCUUCCAGCUGAGCCAAGAGGCGCCACAUGUGAAGAGGAGAAAGGGAAGGUUCAGGAGAGGCCGGCUGAGGGUCAAAGAUGGCCACCGCAUCAGCCUGCCUUCAGAUUUCCAGCACAAGAUCACAGUGCAGGCCUCCCCAACCCUGGACAAGCGCCGGAGCUCGGACAGCAGGCUCUGCAGCCCUCCCAGCAGCCCCUUGAUGCUCCCCCGCCUGCGAGCUAUUCAGUUGACUUCAGAGGACAGCAAUAAAACCUGGGGACGGAAUGUGGUCUUCCGGCAAGAAGACUUCGAAGAUGUGAAAAGGAAUUUCAAGAAAAAAGGUUGUACGUGGGGACCAAGCUCCAUUCAAGUGAAAGAAAGACCAGAGGGCCGAGAGCGGGUCAGGCCUCUCUCGGAUGGCAACAGCCCUUGGUCAUCUCUUUUAAUAAGAAGUCAGAAAACCAUGCCUUUGACUUCAUUGUUUGUGGACCAACCAGGACCUUGUGAAGAGCUGAAACUUGUCCCUGACGUAUUAGAUCAUAGAAAAUCAAAGCAAAUGAAGUUCCCUGGCCAGGCCUAUGUUGGUCUACCUCUUUGCAAAGACAGCCAGAGAGAGCACCCAGGAGAAGCUGAGAGCCAUGAGGAGGGACCCUCUAAAGGCUCCCCAGUGAACAAUGUGGGUGCACCCAUGCUGAGGAAGAAAACAGAGUCUGCGCUGUGUGAGUGUGGGGUGCUGCUGGCAUCGCUGGCUUUGGGACUGGAUGUCAAGAAACUACAUGGAGCCCAGGCCCCCAAAAAACCAUCACCCAAAGAGGAAAAGAAGCGAGAGGACACUCUUCAUUGGGUCUCCAGGUGCCAAGCAAGUACCAGUCCACUUCUGAGACAGCCACCUGCAGUCAGGGCACCUAGUGAUGACCCCUCUCCCCUGCCGCCAAGUGCCACGAGCAUUUUCUCGAAGUCUUCUCUCUCCAUGACAUGUUUGCUGCCUGCUAAUGAGAAGGAGCCAUCUUUGGGGAGGACACAGAACUCUUGUGGUCCCAUGAUGCUCACUCCAGACCCCUCUUCUGCCACCCCAGAAAGUAGCUGUGAACUCAUCCCUGGACCAAUACUUAAAAAUGACUAUGAUGUGUUGAGAAGCAUGUCGCCUGCCCUCUUGGAGCAGACAGGGGAAAACCUGUCAGCCGGUGCCCCUAUAGGAGGCAAAGAAUGCCAUCAUGCAUGGAUGGGAUCCAAAGAAACUCCUUUCCAGCCUCAAAGUGCCCCCAGAGGCUCUGGGCUACCACACUCUGCCUCACCUGGUCCUCGCAAUGGGCUGGCAAGCCAGGACACUCCUGUGCAAUCUCAAAGUGUUCUUGCCAAGCAUCAGGCAUUUCCUGACCCACCACAAAGCCCACACACUGCUUCACCGAGGACAACAUCCCCAGCUGCCUGGGCCUGUGACGUGGGACAUGCAGUACCAGCUCUUGCCGGUCUCCUUGGUGCCCAGGACAGAAGCAGGUUCUGGGCACCUUCUUUGUUGGAUGCCAAUGGGGAAGGUCAGAGCAAGGACUGUGCCAUGCCCUUGUGUAGAGUGAAGAGCGUGGCGUGCCAGCCGUCCAUCUACGCCCUGGGGAAAGACUUUCUGACCUGAGUGCCUUUGCUGUCCCAGCAU
Phodopus roborovskii (desert hamster) is the source of this 3133-nucleotide messenger RNA. RefSeq names its product mitogen-activated protein kinase kinase kinase 21 (gene Map3k21). Gene Ontology annotation, biological process: protein phosphorylation. Gene Ontology annotation, molecular function: ATP binding; JUN kinase kinase kinase activity; protein binding. Lineage: Eukaryota; Metazoa; Chordata; Mammalia; Rodentia; Cricetidae. The transcript has 10 exons. The coding region runs from base 104 to 3112 and encodes 1002 amino acids. The record is from RefSeq and is a predicted model, not a curated record.